Messenger RNA from Umbelopsis ramanniana AG, 1519 nucleotides. RefSeq lists its product as uncharacterized. Gene Ontology annotation, molecular function: zinc ion binding. The coding region runs from base 6 to 1307 and encodes 433 amino acids. The record is from RefSeq and is a predicted model, not a curated record. Lineage: Eukaryota; Fungi; Mucoromycota; Umbelopsidomycetes; Umbelopsidales; Umbelopsidaceae. The transcript is spliced from 3 exons.
CUACGAUGUCACAUACUGACCCAAUGGCUGAAGUGGAUUUGCAUAACUUGACUUUCACCGAGACGGUUAACGCAAACUUGAUAUGUUGCAUUUGUCAUGCUCCUUUCGUAGAGCCCAUGGCAUCUCCUUGUGGUCAUAUCUUUUGCGAAUCUUGUAUAUAUCAAGCACUUGAAAGCGCUUCACAAUGCCCCGUAGAUCGCUCCCCUCUUGCCUUAUCGGACUUGAAAACAGCCGUUAAAAUCAUUCACAACAUGGUGAAUGAGCUCCAAACAUAUUGCCCUCGAGUGUCUUUUGGCUGCAACCAUGUUGGGCAGAGACAUAUGAUAGAGCACCAUCUAAAAAACGACUGCGAAUACACUUUGCUACCGUGUGAGCUAGAAGAAUGCGGAGAGCUAAUAUUGAAAAAGGAUAUGAAUUCACAUGUCGAAACCUGUCGAUAUCGGAUGUCAGAGUGUAUGAUGUGCCGAAAGAAAAUGAGAGCGUUUGAAUUGGAGGAUCAUCAUGAACUAUGCCCAGCAGAAAUUGUAAAGUGUCCACAUUGUGAAAUAACCAAUGUGAGAAGCGAUCAUAUGAAGCAUUUGGGGGAGUGCCCAGAACAUCCGAUACCUUGCACACUGUCCCCCUUUGGAUGCAAGUGGAUAGGAGCCAGAAAAAAUCUCGCUACGAUCCACCAAAAGGAAUGCGCAUAUGAAGGAAUUAAAGACUUCUUAUAUCAACAGAAACAACGGGAGGAUGCUCUUCAUGAAGAGUUAAACUACGCUAGAAGAGGCUACGAAUCCCUUAACUCACAGCUUGAGGGUAUAAAUACUCAAGUCUCACAUAUGCAGGAUUCGUUAUCGGCUAUGUUUCCUUCCUACUUUCAAUCUUACAGAUCUCAGGAUAUGUACAAUGACGACGAACCUAUUACUGAUCUGAACGACGUACCACUAUCACCUCAAGAAAUCAUAAUGUCGGACAACGAAAGACUCAAAAACGACAUUGAGACAAUCACGGCAAAUAUAGCUUCCCUAGAAUUAAAGCAAAACGUUGCUUUGAUGACUGAAACGUUACGGAUGCAAGAAGAAAUGCAGAGCUUGAGGGCAUUGUGUCAUGGUCUUCGUAUGCAGAUGCACUACGUAUUAAUGGAAAGACGUGGCAAUGUCGGUGGACCAAGUACAUCGACAGCUGGUGCAAACGCGACGCCAGGCGCGUCGACUUCUACCAACGCUCCUACCAAUCCUAUCAACGGCAUUACUCGCAUGCGCAACUGGAUAGGUUGGUCUUUUAUUUUACGUCGCAUAAUGAUAACUUUCAGACUACUAAUGUAAAAAACAACUUCACAGAUGGCACUGGUCCUAGACAGGAAACAAAGUUGUAACUGAUAUAUAUACCCCCACCUCAUUGCAAUAACCAUGAAGCACUUUACAUACCAACCAAUAGAUUUCUAUUUAAUAAAAUCACUCUUUAACGAUUACUGCACGCAAAUCAGGUGUAGCCCCUCUCUGAGCACUCCCCCUUCAGGAACUCGUCCUUAAAAUGC